Molecule: messenger RNA, 1523 nt
Organism: Xenia sp. Carnegie-2017
Lineage: Eukaryota; Metazoa; Cnidaria; Anthozoa; Malacalcyonacea; Xeniidae
Product: collagen alpha-1(XVII) chain-like
Exons: 7
Coding region: 281-1291 (336 amino acids)
Biological process (GO): immune response
Cellular component (GO): membrane
Molecular function (GO): tumor necrosis factor receptor binding; receptor ligand activity
Source: RefSeq, a predicted model, not a curated record
AAUUACAUAAGUCAACUUCGUGAAAUCAUUAAAUGGACAAAAGUUUAAAAGAAACAAUGAUUUAAUACGGCCGUUUUAUCCGCCGGUAUUUUCGUUUUACCACAUAUAGAGCAGUUAAAUUCAUCUACAUUUUCAUAUCUGUGUAUAAUCACUAUUGUAUUUUAAAGAGCACAAUCUAAAUUUGUAAAGAAUUAUAUUCCAGGAAGAAAGGUUUAUGAGCACAAAGUGACCAUUUUAAUCGUUUCAUAUAUCUAGUGAACGUCAUAUUGAAGUGAAGAAAAUGAUUAAAAUGAGCUUUAAAGAUAAAACAGAGAAACAAUCAAGAAAGAGAAAAUACAUUCAAGUACCAUUAUUUGUAUUUAACUUAGCUCUGUUAUUUGCAUGUCUUCUAACUGUAAGUCAACUGUUAGCCUGGCUUACAAUAGCACGACAUCAAAAAACUAUUGAAAUAUUGUCGGAGACUUUGAAUCAUGCACAAGACAACAUGGAGAAUACGGAGAAUUUAGAAGUUGAUGAAGAAAAUAAUAUCCGUAAGUUGUCUGCAGUUGACGAAAACAGCGAAACCAGAGAAAGACGACAUUUGGACAAUAACAAUUCUGGUUAUCGGGGACCAAAAGGGCAGAAAGGUGAUAAAGGGGACGAUGGUAGAACUGGCAGGGAUGGUAGAGAUGGUUUGCGGGGACCACAAGGGACGAGAGGACAACGAGGGGAUACAGGAAUGCGAGGUCCACAAGGCUAUGUAGGACCUCCUGGACUCCAAGGAGCAACAGGAAACACGGGGGUUAAAGGCGAACCCGGAUUUCAUGGAUCAAAAGGAAUGAAAGGCGACAAAGGAAACGACGGCAAACCUGGAAAGAUUUUUAAGUAUCGUAAUUCAGCUCAUAUUGUUGCCAUGGGAAAACGAAUCAAAUCACAGAGUGGUAACCCAGUAAUGAGUCCAAAAGUUUUGUGGAAAGUUAAACAAAAGUCAGGAAAAAUGAAUUACUUUAAUGGUCGACUUACAGUAGGAAUGGACGGUGUUUACUUUGUUUAUUGUCAAAUGUUUUAUUAUGAUGGCACAAGCAGCUAUAUUGGUUAUGAAGUAUAUUUAGACAACACAAGGAUUCUUAAAGCAGUUCACAGCAUCAUCAACAGGAAACGGAAGUAUGAAACUCAAUAUACAAGUGGUAUUUUCGAGAUAUCAAAAGGACAAAAAAUAUAUGUGCAGACCCCAUUUUCUAAGUAUUUUUAUUUUAACGACACAUUGUCUUAUUUCGGUGCGUUUAUGUUGCAUGAAAAAUCAUCAGUGUAACAUAAUCAUAUAGUCAAUUAUUUUUUUUGUAAAUAGCUGUAGAUAAAAUAUUUCGUCCGUCACUAAAGGAUGCAACGCAGUACGCACGGUGAACAUAAAACAUAAAAUAACAUAGUAAUCUUAAACAUGUAAAAACUUCAAAUUCUUUGUUCAAGGAAAGGCCUUGAAGAAAGUCUGAUGUGUAAAUGUAAGUGUAAAUGCAUAAAUAAAAUGUUAUAAUGCAAACCCAAAA